AUGAUGCAUCCGCAGUCAGCCGGAGUAAUCGUCUCCGGCGGGCUCGACAGCUCGUCGCUGCUUUCCUCGCGUCAACCGAAGCAGGGCAACCCUCUUGUUCGCCUUCGCGCGUUUCAACAAAGCGUGUACCGGCUGCUCACCGAUCCAGCCUUUGAACCGUUGUUUGACGUCGUCAUUGUAGCAGAGAACAAAGAACUCCGCGCUCACCAAAGCAUUCUGGCGGCAUGCAGCGAGUACUUCAAGCGCCUCUUUUGCGGCCCAGACACUGCCAAGCGAAUUGAAUUCCAGCAGCGAUGGGUUGUUGUCCAGCAGCUCGUCCGGUGCAUGUACGGCGCAGACAUCGAGCCAGGCACCGACCCCGAAAUCAUUCUUGAAGUCCUCGCGGAGGCGCGGAAUCUGGAAGUGAACUGCAUUUCGAUUGACGACUGCGUCUCGCUGAUCGUGGACCAGCUGAGCGUCGUGAACUGCGCGCGGGUGCUGACGCACGAAGAAGUUGCGCACCACCGCGAACUGUCGCGGCAAGUCUGUUCGUACAUCGUGAAGCGCUUCUCCGACGUCGUGCGCAACCCCACAUCUCGCCAGCAGCUGCUGCAGAUGCCGCGCAACCAAAUCGUGUACAUGGUUCGCGAGCUCUGCCGUAGAUGCGACACCAACCGCGACACCGACCUCAUUGUCCGCUUCGUCGUCGACUGGUCGCAGUUCGAAAGCGCAUGCGACCUCCUGCGAGACUGCAAACUCUGGGAUUGGUGUCUCGAGCCCGGCGCUCUGUCCAUCUUCCGGGACGAAGACCAAAACGCUCUGCAGGCGCCAAGCUUGCCUCAGGCGGUUCAGUGGAGGAUUCCGAAUUUGAGAAUUGCCUUGCGGGAGCACCUGCCGAUGAAAUAUGUUGUUGGCACGUACUUCGACUGGGCUGUUCGCCUUGAUCACGGCGGGGAGAACAAACUGCGGCUCGUCUACGAAUCGGCCUUGGAUAGAAAUCCAGGGCAGCCCGCAUGCAUCAAACGCUUCCCAGCGGCUCUGUUCGCCUGGCAGGUGAUUUUCCGCGGAGAAGACGUGUUCAGAGAGCGGCCGGUGUUCAUCUGCUUCCCUGAGCACGUGGCGCUGCACUGGUCGACUACGCUGCCCAUUUCCACAGCGGACGUGACAGACGGCGACGACCUGACGAUUAUGGUGACUAUGACCGAAAUUCCGCUUGUGUCGCUCAUUCUGUACUACUUCUCCAGCGACUUGAACCAGACUCUCGCACACGAGGACAUCCUCAACCGACUCCCGCACAUCGAGUACCGUUGCCUGUCCUCGUACACGCUCUUCCACGCUGCGCAGCCUCAGCCGUUGCCGCCCGCGAUUUAA
This is a messenger RNA of Besnoitia besnoiti, 1350 nucleotides long. Its product is annotated as BTB/POZ domain-containing protein. NCBI's taxonomy places the organism in Eukaryota, Apicomplexa, Conoidasida, Eucoccidiorida, Sarcocystidae. Bases 1 to 1350 code for a protein of 449 amino acids. The record is from RefSeq and is a predicted model, not a curated record. Gene Ontology annotation, molecular function: protein binding. The transcript has 7 exons.